Molecule: messenger RNA, 3277 nt
Organism: Pristis pectinata (smalltooth sawfish)
Lineage: Eukaryota; Metazoa; Chordata; Chondrichthyes; Rhinopristiformes; Pristidae
Gene: pnpla8
Product: patatin-like phospholipase domain containing 8
Exons: 10
Coding region: 531-2669 (712 amino acids)
Biological process (GO): arachidonate metabolic process
Cellular component (GO): membrane
Source: RefSeq, a predicted model, not a curated record
CUGGCGCAGCCAAUCGGACGCGCCGUCGCCGGGUGAUUGACUGCGAGCGGCCAGAUCCCGAGGAGGCCCUGGCUUGUGCGAGGAAGUGGCUAUCCGCUGGGGGAAGCGGCCGGGGAAGGGGAUGGCCAUGCCCGUCGCGGGGCAGCCGGCGGAAACACAGAGGGAGACCAGGUGACGUGCAGUUCGAAGGAUCAAAGUAGAGUUAAGAAAGCACUGCGGCCCUCCUGGUUUGGUCUUUGAUAUUUGAAGCAUGUGUAUAUAUUAACUUUUGUUUAAGCCGUCAUCUAGGAGGAUUCUGCCUGUGAGAAUUGCUUUACAAGUACAUUAUUAAAUUCAUUCUAGACCACUAUCAAACUAAUCCACCAUUCAAUAAGACUGAAGAAUCUUCCAACUUACUGCAAAUGGAUCAGAAGAGAAGAAGCACAUAUUGGUGAUCAACAUUUACUUGAAGAAUUGCAUUUAUUUUGUACAACUGCAUUUUGCAUUAAAAUACCUCCCCUCAAAAGGGAACAACACCCCUGAGUUAUCGCAUGUCGCGCAUCAAGAGCACUUUAGACUCUGUGUCGAAAGCUGUCAGUAACACGCACACCGAGCUCAUUGGGAAACUCGUACGAUUGAAACCCACUCUAAGUAUUUCAGUGAAACAUUCAGAAACUGAGAUAGGCGUGCCACGUGAAAGUUCAGAGAAACUAACCACCACUAAGUCUAAUGAAGCUGAGGAUGGUUUGGAUCUGAACCAGACAACAGAGAAUACCCUUCAUUCAGUUUCCAACUCUCCUAUUGGUUCAGAACGCGAAGAUAAUUCCAACAAGAAAUCAUUUAGUAAUGGUGCAAUUAAUAAAGAGAGAGAUGAAAAACCAAACCUCUUCCACGUCAGCUCCAUCACUACAAAUUUUGGUGAAACAUACAAUUAUGUGGCAAGUCAUAUCAAUAGUUACUUUGGGAAUGUGGAGCAAAUAGAUACAGAAAAAGACAGUAAAUUACCUUUUUUUGACCAAAAAGGUGGGUCUAAGACUGAACCCAUAUGGACACCAGCUUUUAAAUCAAAAGUAAGUGGAGUAGAUGAUAAAAGAAUCAACGGUUUAAGUACCUGCAGUGGUUAUACUGCGGCACCUGGCACAUCCUCUUCAACUGCAUCGACAAAAAAGAGUUUUGCUAGCUUACUUUCAUAUCCAACAAGUAGUGUUCAAGCAUUUGUGGAUACCUGCUUUGGUAGUUUUGUUCCCAAGCUACGAACUGAAAUGAAAGAGAACGCUGAAAUUAAGAAUAAAAAGCAGAAGGGUGAAAGUGCAAUGAAAGACAAUGAGAAAAACGAUGACAGAGAAGCCAAGCCAGUGGAUGAUAAAGUCAAGUAUUUGGCUCUUCAGCGAGAAAAGAUCAUUGCCAAGUUCAGUGUGGAUAACAGGACAAGAGCUUUGGUGCAGGCACUACGUAGAGCUUCUGAUGUUAGAGUGUACAUCAAUCGAGUAGAAGAACUGAAUUACCACCUUCUCGAAUUCCCUGAAACCAGGGCAGUGGCUGUCAAGGAACAGCUAAUUCCUCGCUUGUUACGUCUGAGGCAGGCAAAUGAUGAAACCCUUCAGAGUGCAGUCAGAGAGACUCUGGCAUUAAUUGGGUAUUCGGAUCCUGUUAAAGGCCGUGGUAUUAGAGUCUUGGCUAUUGAUGGAGGCGGAACAAGGGGACUGGUUGCUCUUCAGACCCUUCGUAAACUUGAAGAAUUGACAGGAAAGCAAGCCUACCAACUCUUUGACUACAUCUGUGGAGUUAGCACAGGUGCCAUACUCGCCUUCAUGUUGGGGUUUUUCCAGAUUCCAUUGGAUGAUUGUGAGGAAAUGUACCGAAAGAUAGGGACAGAUGUAUUUAAACAGAAUGUAAUAGUGGGAACAAUGAAAAUGGGCUGGAGCCAUGCCUUUUAUGAGAGUGAGCCAUGGGAAAAAGUACUGAAGGAAAGAAUGGGUGAAGAUCUUUUAAUUCAAACCGCAAGGAAUCCAAAAAGCCCGAAGGUAGCAGCAGUGAGCACUAUAGUGAACAAAGGGAUACCAUUGAAAGCAUUUGUUUUCAGGAACUACAAUCACCUACCUGGUGUAAGAUCGCACUAUAUGGGUGGGUGUAAAUUUAAACUCUGGCAGGCAAUCCGAGCAUCUUCAGCUGCACCCGGCUAUUUCCAAGAAUAUGCUAUUGGCAGUGACCUUCAUCAGGAUGGCGGCUUGCUCAUUAACAAUCCUUGUGCACUGGCCAUACAUGAGUGUAAGCGCCUUUGGCCAAACACACCCUUUCAGUGUGUGAUCUCUCUUGGAACUGGACGCUAUGAAACAUUGGGGAAAAUCAAUGUGACUUAUACAAGUCUCAAAACAAAACUGACUAACGUAAUAAGCAGUGCCACAGAUACAGAAGAAGUUCAUACCAUGCUCGAUGCUCUUCUGCCUCCUGACACCUAUUUCCGUUUCAAUCCUUUCAUGAGUGAGGAUAUAGUAUUGGACGAAAACCGUAAGGAGAAGCUGAAUCAGCUGCAAAUGGAUGGGGCACGGUACCUUGAACGGAAUGAACCCAAGCUCAAGAAGGCUGCUAAAAUACUUGGUCAGGAGAAGGAUUUGCUUCAGAAAGUAGCUGAUUGGUUUAAAUUAAAAACAGAUAUGUAUGAUGGUCUUCCUCUGACUUCCAAGUUGUAAAUUAAAAUUCACAUUUCUGGAUUCCAGCUAGUGGUCACAUCAGUGUAAUUCCAUCAUACUGAAAUUCAAUCCAUGCUUAAAACCUUGAGAGCAGUAAGGAAUUUGAGUUAAUACUUGAAUUAGCUCUGUUUUUUUUAAAAUACCGAUGUGACUUAUCCCAUAGAUUAUACAUCAGGUUUCAUUCUCCUCAUGCUUGUAAAAUGCUGCUUUCUUUGUCUUCAACUGAUGUUCAUGUGGUGCUCAGUAUAUUUUGUGGUUGUAGUGAGUCUGUUCUGCAUUGGUUUGGAUUAAUUUCUCCUUUUGUGCCAUAACUAUAUUUAUAGAUGUGAUGAUAUUAAACAUGGUUUAAGCAGUAACACGAUCAUGCUGGUUGAAAGUAUACUUUGUUAAUUUACCCUGAAAAAUUGUUCUACCACAUAAUUUUCAGCCCCCAGCAGUUCACAAUAUUUCUGCGGCCGGGAGAUUUUGAAAACUGUAUUAAUAUAGGCACUUGAGCAUAGUCUGCUGUUUAACAAAUAAUUCAUUUACCAUGUUUCCUGACAGAAUUGUAAUAUACUGUACAAUUCCAUUUUCUUGUGCAUAUCAAUAAACUUUCUAGCUUAAAAUUA